Messenger RNA from Suillus discolor, 1431 nucleotides. RefSeq lists its product as uncharacterized. The transcript has 16 exons. Lineage: Eukaryota; Fungi; Basidiomycota; Agaricomycetes; Boletales; Suillaceae. The record is from RefSeq and is a predicted model, not a curated record. The coding region runs from base 198 to 1049 and encodes 283 amino acids.
UUAUCGGAGAACCGAUAUCGUUCGGUCCACGGUUCUUCUUGAACCGAACUGAUAAUGUGAUGCAACUGUAUCUUUUAUCAAGUCACUCUCCGACCAGUACGUGCGGCGAACGAUAAAACGCUUCAUUACGGCCACAGUAAACUAAAUUUAAACUCGAACUAACUCAAUCAUGGUCCCCGACAUCUUUUGACCUCUGAAUGGAGUAUUCGACUGACGAUAUCGCAGCAGCAAGGAGUUUGCAGUUCGCCACGUACAUAUAUACAUCGAUGGCUGCGUUCUGGACCUAUGAUUAUGCAUGUUCACUUCAUGAAGAGUGGACAUUUUUACUUCGAUCGCACUGGAAUAAGAUGAAAGGCUUGUAUAUUGUUACAAGAUACCUUCCCUUUAUCCUUCUCGUCGCAGAUCUAUAUAUGAUCUUUACCCCGAAUGAGAACCUAGGUACAUGCGGGAUGUUGACCAAUAUUAGCUUAGGUUUCGGCAUUCUAUUAGCUGUUUGUGCCGAGUGGUUUUUCAUCCUCAGGACAUAUGUGCUCUGGGACAGAAAUAAAAUCUUGCUAACUGCCAUCUUAGGCACCUAUCUCUCGUUUCUCGCAGCAACCGUCGGCAUUGCCAUCGAUGCUAGCAUCUCCGCAGCAUAUGCGACUAGCCCGAUCCCAGGCAUCACAGGGUGCUACCAGAGUGCAACAAUCACUGACGGGAGUUUUAUCUCAUUUCUUCUCAUUUCUGUGUUCGAACUAGGGCUGAUGAUAAUCACGCUCAUACAUGCCAUAAAGGGCUGGCGGAGAACCCCAUGUCGUCUGUACAUUGUCCUGGUGAACCAUAACAUGUUCUAUUAUGCUAGCGCUUUCCUAUUCGCGACAAUGAACAUGUUCACAUCGCUGUUCCUCCAGGACACCUACCGGACCGUUUUGAAUGGUUUCCAGUUCCUGACCCUUGCGAUUUUUGCCGCGCGCAUGCACAUCCAUCUCUGGAAGACAAACCAACAUCCACGUGGCUCUGAUAGCAUGGUUCAUUUGUCCGACAUGACAUUUGUGAAUGUCACGGCGUGAUGUCUUGUCCUCCGGUUUAUUCGAUGUUGUUCAUGGAGCGAGGCUUGGACCGUACGAGAUGAUUGGUGGGGGACGUGUUUAAUUUAUAGGAUGAGUCUGUUGCAGGGCGGGUGGAGCAUUUGGAUGUCCUUGAUCUAUUUGACAGCUGUAGUUUCAUCUACUGCACAUGGUCAUGUAUAUUACAACAAAUUGCACUUGAUCACCAGUCAUCAUGCAUAAUUAUGGUAUAUCAUUUAUCCUUUUUGCAUGCUCUGGCCCUGUUUGUAUUUGAUCUCCUGUGCUGUUCGGAUAUCAUAUAUGGAAGCGGGUAGGUCAUUACACUGGUACACUCAAGCUGGUACAACUUCAUGCUCGCUUCGACCACGCAUAUAAAUAUAUCAAU